AUGUCUCUCAACCAGUACCACCACCAACAGCAGCAGCAACCAUCGCAUGUGCACCCUCAAAUAUGGCAGACAUGCACCGGCGCUGCCGUCCAAAUACCAAAGUUGCAUUCCAGAGUUUACUAUUUUCCACAAGGCCACUUAGAACAUGCUUCUUCUUCCUCCUCCAAUGCUUACAUUCACUCCCUUGAUCUUCAACGUUUUCGUCCUUUCACUAUCUGUAUCAUCUCCGCUGUUGAUCUCCUCGCCGAUCCUCACACUGAUGAGGUCUUCGCUAAACUGCUGCUCACUCCUGUAACCAAUAAUUCAUGUGUUCAAGAUCCUCAUGAGGUUCCUAAUUGCAGCAACGACGAUGAUGUCUGCGAUGAGGUAAUUGAUUCGUUUACAAGGAUUCUCGCCCUUACUAAUGUAAGCAAGCAUGCAUUCUACAUACCUCGGUUUUGUGCUGAAAAUAUGUUCCCGCCGCUUGGCAUGGAGGUUUCUCAACACCUCCUCGUCACUGACGUUCAUGGUGAAGUUUGGAAGUUUCACCAUGUCUGCCACGGCUUUGCCAAGAGAAACGUCUUUUAUACCUCUGAAUGGGCUUCGUUUGUUGAGAGGAAGAAACUCGACGUCGGAGAUGCUGUUGUUUUCAUGAAAAACUCCACGGGAAAAUUAUUUGUUGGGAUUCGCAGGAAAGACGCCGCGGAGCAAAAGAAAGAUGAGUUGGAGAAGGCAGUAAUGGAGGCAGUGAAGUUGGCAGAGGAGAACAAGCCAUUUGAAAUUGUUUACUAUCCUAGAGGUGAUGAUUGGUGUGAUUUUGUAGUGGAUGGUAAUAUUGUUGAUGAAUCAAUGAAGAUUCAAUGGAACCCUAGAAUGAGAGUUAAGAUGAAGACUGAUAAAUCUUCAAGGAUCCCAUAUCAAGGGACAAUCACUACUGUAUCUCGUACUUCUAAUUUAUGGCGCAUGCUUCAGGUUAAUUGGGAUGAAUUUCAAAUCUCGCAAAUUUCAAGACGAGUCAGCCCGUGGUGCGUUGAGCUUCACAAACCUGCUCCGACGCCAUUCCCCCAAACAAAAAAAUUUAGAACUACUCAAAGUUCUGCCCAACUAAGUGAUAAAAAGGAAACAUUAUUGAAUGAUGAUGGUUUUCCUGUUGAUAUACAGCGAGUGAGGCAUGAUCUUGUUUCCAUAUCAGGUCCUAUACAUAGCCAUAUUAUUUUGAACUCCUCUGAGACAAAGUUUCCUGCGACUCACAAUUGCAACACCAAAAAUGACAGUGAUGGUUCAAUUAUGUUAUUUGGUAAGAUCAUACAGCCUCAUGUAAGCAAUUUUCACAAUUCUCAUAUCAAGGGAGAUGAUGGCUAUAAGAGCUGUGGAUUUGGUGUAAAGAACUAG
Molecule: messenger RNA, 1371 nt
Organism: Medicago truncatula (barrel medic)
Lineage: Eukaryota; Viridiplantae; Streptophyta; Magnoliopsida; Fabales; Fabaceae
Product: auxin response factor 17
Exons: 2
Coding region: 1-1371 (456 amino acids)
Biological process (GO): regulation of DNA-templated transcription; response to hormone
Cellular component (GO): nucleus
Molecular function (GO): DNA binding
Source: RefSeq, a predicted model, not a curated record